UUAAAACCGUGUGACGCUUUCGAGCAGGGCAUUUUAUCGGGUUCCCACUUUUACAAAGCGCACAGUAUAAAAAAUAUAUCUCCAAGGGUAAGCAGAAGGUAUAUUUGGAGUUUAAAGAACCGCAAACUAUGCUAGUUAUCAGUACAGCACGAAAUUAACUGUUGCACUGUAGGUCAAGAUAGUUAUCCACCAGCUACUGUCAGUUGGCGUCACACGUAAACAGUUCAGAACAUUGUGUUCGUUAAGUUGCAACUGAUUUUAAAGACCGUUCGUUACAGGCACGUUACAUUAAGAAGAAACUAACGUCAUGCUAACCGUUGUAGCAGGCUGAAACCAAUUGGGGCAGGUGAUAUAAAAUAGGUUGAACAAGAAUAUUGUGGCAUGUGACAGUCUUUCAGUGACUCGAAAACCGAACACGAAGCCGCCAGGAGGAGGGUCGAAAACAUUUAAAUGAUAAAAGUAAAGUAAACUGAACGUUUGCAUAAACAAAGACGGAAACUGGGAAAGAGUGACCAUUUCGGUUUUCGUCAAUACUCUUUGGUCCACGUCCAUUGGACCAAUCGACGUCGAGGGGGCGGAGUCUGCGGCAAAUGAACUAGCAGCGAGCCGCUGCGGUGCUGGAGGAGAGCAGCAGAGAGAGACGGCACACAUCCAUCCAUCCAUCCACCGUACCUAACACCGUUUAUCGCUGUUCUGCAUUUUCAUUUUGAGAAACGGAGUCCUCUUCUUCAGCUAACAACUAUCUGUGGUCUGUGCUGCGAUGUUGAUCCUGGACGUUUUGUCCCCGCUCCUCCUCCUCUCCAUCCUGUUGCCGAGCUACAGUUGCUGGGCGGCGGACAUUCCGGAGGACACUACAUCAGAGUUCUCGGUCAGACUGUACCAACGGCUGCAGGCGGCGGGGGAUCAGGACAACAUAAUUUUUUCCCCGCUGAGCGUGGCUGUGGCCCUGGGCAUGGUGGAGCUGGGAGCCAGAGGGGCUUCACUGGAGGAGAUACGACAGGCUGUAGGAUUCAGCCACCUGCUGCCAGGCGUCGAGUUCUCUUUGCUCCAGAACCUGACAGCUGCUCUGUCGGACGAUGAUACCCACUACGUGAUACGAUUUGCCAACAGCCUCUUCCUGCAGGAGGGCGUCACCUUUAACCCUGAGUUUCUGCAUUUGAUGAGGAAGUACUUCCGGGCUGAUGUGGAGACGGUAGACUUCAGCGAAUCGGCAGCCGUGGCCGACCAGAUCAACAGCUGGGUGGAAAAUCACACCGAGAGUAAGAUCCGGGAGCUGCUGUCAGCCGAGGACUUCAGCAGCGUGACUCGUCUGACCCUGGUGAACGCCGUCUACUUCAGGGGGUCAUGGAAAAACCAGUUCAGGCCAGAGAACACCAGAACCUUCUCCUUCAGCAAAGACGACGGCUCUGAAGUCCAGACGCUCAUGAUGUACCAGCAGGGAGACUUCUACUAUGGUGAGUUCAGCGACGGCUCACAGGAAGCUGGUGGUGUGUACCAGGUGUUGGAGAUGCCCUAUGAAGGGGAGGACAUGUCCAUGAUGAUCGUUCUGCCUCGGCAAGAGGUACCGCUGGCUUCCCUGGAGCCCAUCAUCAAAGCACCAUUGCUGGAGGAGUGGGCUAACAAUGUCAAACGGCAGAAGGUGGAAGUCUACCUACCUAGGUUCAAAGUAGAGCAGAAGAUCGACCUGAGGAGCACUCUGCAGGAGCUAGGAAUUAAGAACAUCUUCACCAACGAUGCUGAUCUCUCCGCCAUGACAGAUGGUAAGGACCUGUAUAUUGGGAAGGCAGUGCAGAAGGCUUACCUGGAGGUGACUGAGGAGGGGGCCGAGGGAGCCGUUGGGUCAGGAAUGAUCGCCCUGACCAGGACUCUGGUGCUGUACCCACAGGUCAUGGCUGAUCACCCAUUCUUCUUUGUCAUUAGAAACCGGAGGACAGGGUCCAUCCUCUUCAUGGGCAGGGUCAUGACCCCAGAAGUCAUCGAGCCCAAUGACCAUGACUUUGACUCCAUGUAACAUGGCGCAAGGUCAUUCAAUCUCAGCCAAAUCAGAUCCUGACGUCAUAAACACUACCUAUCCUCUAUUGCCAUCUUCAGCUGUGUUUUAUACUCUUGAAAACAAAAGAUAUAAACUGAAUAUUAUACUACAUAUUAUAUAUUGAAAUAUGACAUACGACAUAUAUUGUGACUGUGUUUUGAUACUGGAAGCUUUAAAUACUUGGAUACAGACGUGCAGAAAGAGGAAGUUGUAAAUAUUCUCGAGCAAAGGAUGGUUUGUAUAUGAGUGAGAAGAACACAUGAUAUGUAAUCCACGCACAACCCCUUUAAGUUCAGCAGCUUCGCACUCACUUGCGCUCACACACACACAAUUGCACCAAAGCAGUUUUCUCUACAGUUCUUAAACACAUAUUUACUCUUUCUUACCCCAGAUACAGUAUGUGCACACUAUAAGUUUCACACUUUAAUUAUAGCCCUGUACAUUUGACAUUGUGUUCGAUAUAAACAUAUAUAUGCUCAAUAUUUAUUGCAGAAUAAACAUGUGCAAACAUUUUGUCCUUAUACAAUGAAUCUUAGUAAUAUAUCCGCUCCAGACAGUAUUCCAGUCAUUUUUUACACUGUAGGCACAUGGCUAAUCUGUUGAUGAAUUAAUAUGCCUUAUCACAUCUGAGUGGUUGAUUAAGCCCCAGCUGGGCAUCUCACAGGUGAGCAGAGGGGACUGCGUAACUAGGGCGGGUUGCUAUAGAGACGGACUGGAGCAUGCAGGCGCACUGAAAAAGAUCUGCUGCACCGUUUUGGAUGUACAUACAGGGAGAAACAGUAACACCAGCUGUAUUCAGUCUUUUACUCAAUAAAAACAUGAAUGUGUUCCCAUUAAAAAAAACUGUGUCCUCUG
Molecule: messenger RNA, 2887 nt
Organism: Dicentrarchus labrax (European seabass)
Lineage: Eukaryota; Metazoa; Chordata; Actinopteri; Moronidae
Gene: serpini1
Product: serpin peptidase inhibitor, clade I (neuroserpin), member 1
Exons: 10
Coding region: 761-2011 (416 amino acids)
Biological process (GO): negative regulation of endopeptidase activity
Molecular function (GO): serine-type endopeptidase inhibitor activity
Source: RefSeq, a predicted model, not a curated record